ACUUAUCAAUGACGUAAUGGACAUGAAAAAGCUAAUAACUAGUUAAGAAGGCAGUUUGUAAAUCUGGAAAAGAGAACGGAGUUUGAGACAUAAAGGACGUGGACACGUUGGUGAAGCGAAUACAAAGACUUGGCAGUGGGCUGUUAGACACUGCAACGUCUGGGGGAAGAUCACUUUCAAAAGAGACCAUGGUGCAGCACACCGACAACAGCGAGACGGAGGGUAGCAUGUCAAGGGAGGCUACAGAUUCAGAGGAGAGCGAAUUUAUGGCUUGCAGCCCCGUGCCGAUAAAUCCAGACUGGUGCAAGACAGCAACCGGUCAUAUAAAGAGACCUAUGAAUGCAUUUAUGGUUUGGUCUAAAAUUGAAAGAAGAAAGAUCAUGGAGCAGUCUCCGGACAUGCAUAACGCAGAGAUUUCCAAAAGGCUGGGAAAGCGAUGGAAGAUGCUAAAGGACAGUGAAAAGAUUCCCUUCAUCAGGGAAGCAGAGAGACUCAGGUUAAAACACAUGGCUGAUUAUCCCGAUUACAAGUAUAGACCCAAGAAAAAGCCAAAGCUCGACAGUUCAAAACCAUCAGCACCAUUUCCAGAGAAAUCUAGCAGCAAAAUGGCAAAGACUCCCGGUAAGAAAUGCUCAAAAAUAAAGGCUAAGACCCAAUCUAAAUCGUCUCACAGCUACGGAGAUGACCGUGUGUUCCCAAAAGUUACAAAGACGGUUAAAACUGAACUCACAGAUGAUGAUGACGCUGAUGAAUACGAGGAGGCCUAUGGUAUGCGGAUUAAACAGGAGGACGAGGAGCAUAUGAGGCUGUAUAAUGUAGCAAAAGUUCCCGCGAGCCCAACUUUGAGCUCCUCGGCUGAGUCCGAGGGGACCAGCAUGUAUGAAGAAGUACGGAAUGCGGCACCGAACAGACUGUUUUACAAUUUCAAAAAUAUUACUAAGCAGAGCACAAUGUACCCUGCUUCCGUCUCACCAGCAUCUUCUAGGUCAGUUUCCACAUCUUCCAGCUCCAGUGAGGACGCGGACGACUUGCUUUUUGACUUCAGUUUAAAUUUCGCCCCCAGCGCUCACGGGCAGGAGCUGGGAAACACGAAUUCAGGAAAUCUUUCCCUCUCUCUUGUGGAUAAAGAUUUGGACUCUUUCAGCGAGGGCAGUCUGGGCUCUCACUUUGAAUUUCCAGACUAUUGCACUCCAGAGCUCAGUGAAAUGAUAGCUGGGGACUGGUUGGAGGCGAACUUUUCUGACUUGGUGUUCACAUACUAAAUUUAAAGUAUCCGAGUAGUAACAGAGAAUGAUAAAUGAAAUGAUGUCCUGUUCAAGUUGUUCCUAUAGCCCUGCCUCCUCUGUGGUUUCUAGGGGUCCGGGGGAGGAGACGAGGUGAGGUUUGAGGAAUUAGAUGCUUAUGAAGCUGGUAGCCUACUGUAGCAAAAAAAAAGUCUGCAGACGUUUUUCUGGCAGCAUGACAGGGUUUUAUGGAUUUUUCUGUAGGUCUACAAUUACUAUUAAACUAAAACGGACCACAAAGGGAAACAUCUGUGAACUUCUAUGCAUCUUAUCCUCUUAAAACUGCAGGGAGCUGAACACGUAGGACUGUGGACUGACCUAAAGAAAAUCUGUGAACUGACAAUGUUCAGGAUGUUACUUUUUCAACGGUUUUAUGUCAUUUCUAUAUGCCGCAAACGUUUCGUUUUUUUUGUAACUGAUUCCGUUUACCUCCUGAUUUGAAAUUAAGCAGCCUAAACCUCUUCAGAAUACAGGUGUGGAGGAAACAUUUUGAUACAUAACAGACCUCAUCUUUUUAAAAGAAAAGUAAGAUAUUUUCAGGCAUAUUUUUGUACAGUUAAAAGGGAACGUUCUUACUGUGCUUUCAGUGAGUUUCAGGCACUUCUUCCCUUUAUCAUUUGUUUUCGCAUGCAAGGGAGUCCUGGUUUUAAGGAUUAAGUUAAAUUAAAACUUGCAUCAAAAUGCCUUGUGGAUUUUAAGGUUUUGUACAGUUGUAGAGCAGAUUUGUUCAGUAUUUGUAGACGAUACAAUGGCAUCAUGGGGACAACAUACCUCAGUGCUGGGACUAGUUUCAAGAUUGUAUAUGUACUGUAAUAUAGUAAAUUUAGGAGUUUAUGUAUAUCAUACUCGUGAUAUGUGGAUGGGUCCCAGAUCGCAGGUCUGAAACUGGAUUUUGGUAUUUUUUAAUGGCACAUACUGUUUUUCCCCCUCAUUGUUUGUGCAAUAUAUACUCUUAAAAUACAGACCAUCUGCAUUUUUGUAGCAAGUGAUGGAAAAACAGCCUUGUGCACUGUCAACAUCAUUAUCUGUCAUGAUGCAGAAGUCUGCCUUGACAGAAAAUAAAUAAAUCAGCUGGAACUGAUACAAAAUGACUUAAUACGGCCAUGUGGUGUGAUACAUUUAAAAGACAAAACAAAGAUACAAAUUUGAAUUUUAUUUGACCCACUAGUUUGCAUAUUGGGCAUAUCCAAAACAUAUCUCAACCAAACUGUAAAACCCCAAACUUUUGGAAGGAAAAAAAAUAGAAGUACUGCAAGUGGCAUACUUUUAUGUGGGUGGUCUGGCAAAAGUCAAACAAGCAAGCAAAAAAGAACAUUCCAUAGUCCUGUUUCAUGAAAUGAAACGUUUUAUUUGAAACUGAAGACUGCCUUCUUUUCUUAAACAUUAACCAUAAACCUGUAUUUAUGUUUCUUGCACUUCAGAAAGAUAUUGUUUAUUUUUAUGUGGGUCUUACAUAUGAAGUCUGUUUGAAUACAAUGUUUGGAGCAUGACCUAAUUAUAUGCCAGGAAAAUGUUAAAAGGUUCAUGGCAGUAGUUAUUUCACGUUCCAAGUGUGAAUCUCUCUUUGACUCAUCUUUUAAUAAACAAGUACAUACCACCA
Messenger RNA from Salvelinus fontinalis (brook trout), 2883 nucleotides. It is a transcript of the gene sox11a, whose product is annotated as SRY-box transcription factor 11a. The coding region runs from base 189 to 1262 and encodes 357 amino acids. Gene Ontology annotation, molecular function: RNA polymerase II cis-regulatory region sequence-specific DNA binding; DNA-binding transcription activator activity, RNA polymerase II-specific. The transcript has a single exon. The record is from RefSeq and is a predicted model, not a curated record. NCBI's taxonomy places the organism in Eukaryota, Metazoa, Chordata, Actinopteri, Salmoniformes, Salmonidae. Gene Ontology annotation, biological process: anatomical structure morphogenesis; positive regulation of transcription by RNA polymerase II; negative regulation of transcription by RNA polymerase II.